GCAAGCAAGCACCACCAAGAAAGAAAAGAAAGAUAGAACAAAGCUCCAUAGCCACAAGCAUGGAGAACGCCCGAGGAAUUCUCAUCGCCAUACUGGUCGUUCUUCCUCUGCUGCUCCAGGCAGCCAAGAUUUCUCUCUCUCCACCAGAUGGAAACUCGAUUGAUUUCGAGGUAACCGCCAGCGGUUUCCAAAUCUACUCGUGCGUGGAUGUCAACAAAACCGGCCAUCUCUCUUGGGUCCUCGACAGAGCCGAGGCCGAGCUCUUCGACGCCAAAUUCCACAUCCUGAUUGGAUUCCACUACUUUCUUCCAAAACCCGAUGCUGGAGGAGGCCGAGCAACUUGGCAAGACCAUAUCCAACUUAUCCGGAGGCCGAGGCAACAUCGACGAUCUCUUGGUGCAAGCCACCUCUCACAGUGGACACACGCGACUUGGCAGAGCCUCCUACAUCCAGAGGAUCAAAACUCGCGGAGGAACCGCUCCAAGCGAUGA
Selaginella moellendorffii is the source of this 491-nucleotide messenger RNA. RefSeq lists its product as uncharacterized. The record is from RefSeq and is a predicted model, not a curated record. The coding region runs from base 60 to 491 and encodes 143 amino acids. Lineage: Eukaryota; Viridiplantae; Streptophyta; Lycopodiopsida; Selaginellales; Selaginellaceae. The transcript is spliced from 3 exons.